AUGGCGGAUUCUGGUGGAAAUGAACCGUCUAGAGCGAGUAAUGCUCUGUUUAAACGCCAAGAGCAACUACAACGUUGGAAGCAAAGCGAGACAGCCCGGGAGCCUAUAGUCAAGCCCACGAAACGAAAUAAAUUGAAAUUCGACGAUGGUACGGUCUUUUUAUCCGCCGUUUCUGCGGGCGACUUGGACGAAGUCCGAAAACUCUUGCAAAAGGGCUCGGACGUAAACUAUCAAAAUAUCGACGGAGUUACGGCGUUACAUCAGGUGGGAGCACUCGAAAAUAUAGCAGGCAGUGUAUUUUUGCUAUAUCUGAUAGUACAAUGGCUGUAUGUUCGCGAGAAAUGCUCACAGACAAUACGAGUUUGCGAUGAUAAAUUGCUAUGGGCGACAGAAUACAUUUGUAUUAUAGUUAAAGACUGCUUGUUGGAAAACGGUUUUGUGGUGGAUUUACAACGCCGAUUCUUCGCUGGGAUGAUGGAUAUUUAUGUGGAGAAUAGCCCUUCGUGUGACAUGGAUAAUUUGGGGCGAUUUUGCGGGCAAUAUAUGAGCGAAUUCUAUACCAUAUGACAGCGACGUUGCGACAAGUUUACAAAAAUAUUUUUAUUACACCGACUUGUUCACGCCUAAAACUCACUCCUGUCUCUGUUCCUAGCCACAAGUUCGCUUUAUAAAACCCCCGAAUAGCUGCAUUUGUAUAAGUAGUAACUUAAAUACGCCAAACCGGCAUUUUAUAGUAAAAAUUCGAGAUUAGGGUACGAAUUUUCCUCGACCCAAAUGUACAUUUUUACAUCGGAGCCGAGUUUUAAUUAUAUACAUUAACACUAUGCGAAUUUUUGAAUUUCCAAAGCAACGUACACGGGAUUAUUUUUUGUAUUUUUAACACGACUUUUGCCCGUUUUAGGCGUGCAUCGACGAGAAUGAUGAGCUAGUGGAACUUCUAGUACAACACAAAGCUGAUCUAGAGGUUCGCGACAAUGAAGGCUGGAGUGCUUUGCACGCAGCGGCCAGCUCAGGGAAUUUGGACGUCACCGAGUGAGUUUUUCUUGUAUUCUAACCAAAAUCAAGCGAUAUACAACCCCGGCCGCUCUUCUAUAGGUACAUCUACAAGUUCCCCCGCGUAAUCCGGUAAAAAGCAACGAAAUUCUUGCAAAAAUCACCUCCAAAACAUAUGUCCAGAGUUGUUUAGUAGUUUCGAUUUUGAAAUGUACAACCUGAAAUUGUAACAUUCAUGAUAAUAUGGAAUCGGUAUUAUUAAAUUGAAGUGCAUUCUCUAUGUGGAUCGUAUUACAAAACACGUUUUACAGGCCAGUUUUCUAUGGAUUUAGUUUGUAAAUGCCUGGGAAAGUUUAUUUCUGUUUGGUGGUGUUUUUUUUCCGGUUUCCGAUAUUGUUUACAUGUAAUAAUCUCGGCUAGUCGUUUUGUACAUAUUACAUUUUGGUAAUUAUAGCCUUUCCCAAAAAAGUCCAGCGAAGGGCUUAGCUGUCAGGUCCGCAAAAUGCCAAUUAUUUUUUAAUAUAGUACUUUUUGAUCAAUGUAUUUUCAGGGAUUAAGUCACCAUCGCAGCUUUUGUGAUUACAAUGGGGACUUUGCAUAGGUAAAUUUCAAGUUUUGAAUGAUUUGUAAGAAAUGUUUCGGGCUUAGAAAUCCUUCAAAACUUUCAAUAUACCCAUGCAAAGUUACCACUGUCAUCACAGAAACUUUGGCAGCAUAAACCAUGGUUUAAAAUGCAUCGCAAACCAACUGAUUCCAGAAUGUCUGCCUUUUUCUAUGCUGUAUUUGUAAUUUUAAUUAGCUUUAAAUUUCAAAAUUAAAAAUUACAAUUUGUUAGUCAUUGCAUUAGUGCAUAACUCAAGCAUGAACUUCUGCUCCUAGUAACCAGGUAUGAUUAAGCAAACAUAGGCUUUAAAAUUCUUUUACACGGCCAUCUAACAAAAUGUCUCAUGACCUUGGGUCGGACAUUUGCAUGGUGAUGUCCGAUGACCUUCAGUUCAGUUUGGCUCCGAAAUAAGUCAGAAUGACACAAAUUCAUAUCAGAACAAUGUAUUUUCUGAACGGUAAAAUGUUGUAAAUGUAUUAAGUAAUUUGUGUCAUUUACACUUAUUUCCAAGCCAAAAACUUGCUUCCCAAUAAGACAGCAGUAUGACGUCGACUUCACCAUUUUGCUUGCCGUCCCGCACUCAUUACAUUAAAACAACAUUUCUGGUUUGCUUUUUAUACACUACUCCGAUUCUCCAUUCAACAUACGAGGCUCUAGUCCUGGACUAGCGUACAUUUUGAUUGACGUUGGACAAAGUUACAGUUAGGUCGGACACCGAUACACUCGGGUCGGACAAACAAUAAACCUCAGUUUCACUUAGGUCGGAGGUUUCCUCUCUACGUCAGACAAUUCACAAAUGGGUUGGACAAUGUGUGUGUCCGACCGAUACUUUAAGGCGUUUCCAUAUGUGCAGUACCUUACUUAUUCUUGCAUUUGUGUAAAAAAAAAACAAGAUUGGGAGAUUUAAUUUACAAAGCGACAGAUUUUCGCAUGUUUGUGCUUUUUCUGCUUCUAUUGCAAUUUUGAUUAACUUUAAUUGCAUAAUUUAAACUAAAUCCACCAGCUUUCACAUUAGCGCAUAGUUGAAGAAUGAACAGCUGCUCCUAGUAACCAGGUAUUGUCAUUCUGGAUUUUGUCCGCUGUUGUUUGCGGUUUUGAUUAGCUUUGACAUAUUAAAUAUUAAAAUUAAAAUUCAUUAGUGUUCGCAUUAGCACAUAGCUAGAAUGAACUUCUGCUUCUAUAGUAACCGGGUAUCACUAAACUCAAACAUUGUUUUUCCUGUUGUAACGCUGGAUGAAUAAGGGAUGACGCAAUUCCUUUUUGACCCAGUUUUACUAAAAGGAGAAAAAGCCAUCUUGUCUAUGGCAUAUUGGUUGGGUAAUAUUAACCCGUUCACCGCCAGCGCUCUCCCCUUGGUGAGUGUAAUCGUCUGGCAGUAGACAUAGUAAAAAAUAAAGUAGGGCGCAUUGAUAUGCAAUGCAACUCAAUGGGCUAAAGACCUUGAUAUCUAGAUAAUUGGGAUGCAAUGUUCCCAUAGUAAAUGUGUCUGCUUUAGACACUUAGAAUAGAACGUUAAUAACAGUAGAAUUUUUUGUUUUGCAUAAUGCGUCUCAAGUUUGUGUUGUGAGAAUAAAGCCUGCCGCACACAAGAGCUUUCGGCUGAGCUAAUCGCCACGCGUGGCAACAGCUUAGUUAAAAGCUCUCAUGUGUACAUGGUUUUCGCUGCAGAAUUUGACACACAAGACUGUGAGGAAAAAUUCUAUUGUGUUCGAUUAUUUUGCCCACACGAAGCAAGGAUCACACCGUGUGUGGACGUUGUGAGUUUUAAGCUCAGCCGUUAAUAUGUAGAAGCUCAUAAAAGCACAUAAGUUUUUCACGUGGUACAUGAUAUAUUUGCCUAUUUUGACAGAGCAAAGUCAAAUAUUAGCUUAGCACUUUACAUUAUGUUUGCGACAAAUGCUCUUAAUUGUGUGUGCGGCCGGUUUAAAGCUCUCUCAUGUCAGCUCGAUGACAGGGCCGGCUCAAGAUUUGAAUUUCUUACUAGUAUCCACAUAACCUGAGAUCAGGUUCUAUUUUAUAAAUAUAGCCUGACACAAACCUUAAUCCGAUUGCUUUCCGCCCACAGCAAUGUUUAUAUUUAAUAUCCAAUCAAAAUGUCGCAGGAGAAAUUUAAUUUUCACACCAUGACAACAAGAAUCUAAUUAUUAUAGUUGUGAUCACUAUAAAAUAUAUCUUCAACAAUAGUAUAAUCUCAUUAGCACCAACCAAUCAAAUGACAGAUAAAAAAUAUUUUGUCUCGUGGACCAAUCAGAUUUACAACCAAAAUACGGUUGUAAGGCAUGGACUUUUGUUAAGGUUUGUAUCAGGCCUAUUUAUUUAUUUAUAGGCCUGAUCGCAGGUUAGUAUCCACAUGGAUACUAGCACCUUAAUAUCUGCUGUCCCUCUUUGAAAUUUAGUAUCCCAGAUUUGCAUAGUAGAUACUCUGAUUAGCAAGGAAAUUAUCUACUGUAAUGUCUUGGCUGUUUGUAGUGUCCCUAGUUUAUCAUGACCAACUUGUAUUAAAAAAACCAUAGGACUAACCCAUAGAUGCUGGGCCAAAACUCGAUCAGUGACCACAAAUACACAGAAUAAGAACCAAAAUGCCAAAAAAAGCUUUGUUGUCGAACAUUUUGCCAUAAUGUACAGACUUCGGAUUUUGGAUUGGAAACUCAAAAUUUUUAUAGCAUCCCGUUGGCAUACGAAGCCUAUUGAUGAUUUUCAAUAUCCAAAAUUGAAAUCUGUUAUCUAGUGGAUAUCAGGAUACUGCAAAUCUUGAGCCCAGGUGGACAGGGGGUCGUUAACUUUUUUGCGUGCCUGCACCGACACAAACUAUUUGAAAAUGUGCCUGCACAAUGUCUUCAUGUAACAUGUGAAAUCACAACGUAAAGAGCCAUCAGCCAUGAAUUAGUAUAGAUGCCGAUUAGUAGGUAGGGCCGUAGGCUGGCUUAUGAGUUAUAUGGCUUUAUAUAUUUUUGGCCCAAGAAAUCAGGAAUUUUAAGCUCAGAGCCUCAGACUCACAAUCAUACAUGUGCACCGUGGACUUUCUCAAGAAAUUUUAACUUGUCAGUGUCCCUAUAUCAACAAAGAUUUUAAUAGACUAAUAGUAACAGAUAGUAAAAUACAUAAUAAAAUAAGAAUUACAAAAUUUAUUUUAUAACUUCUGGUUUCAAAAGUUUUACAAAAUGUGCCUGCAAGAAUGUUGUUUCUCAAAAAUGUGCCUGCGACUGUUGGUCCCAGUGGUUCCCACUUUAAUGAUCCUGGCCGGUGGACAUGAACCUAGUUCAGAAUGAUUGGCGCUGAUUAUUCUUUUUUCCUGAAACAGAUUCCUAGUUGAGCAUGGGGCGGACAUUGCAGCUGUCAACAAUGAAGGGGAACUUCCGUUGGAUCUUGCCGAAGAAGACGAGAUGGACGAAUAUCUUCAAGACCAACUACGUAAAGCUAGUGAGUAAAUAUAGGUUACCAUUCAGGGUUCAAAACUUCAAAUUAACAGCAGCGAGCAUUUCGACAACUUAAGCCCAUUUUCCACUUCACCAUUCCACUUGCCGUACACUAAAACAACAUUUCCAGUUCACUUUUUAUAUAUUACUAUGAUUCUUCAUUUAACAUACGAGCCUCUAGUCCUGGACUAGGGUAAAUUUUGAUUGACGUUGGACAAAGAUACAGUUAGGUCGGACACCAAUUCACUCGGGUCGGACAAACAAUUCUUGCAUUUCAUAUGACGUCACAAAAGUGACAGGGGGUAAACUCUAAGACAAAACCCAGUUAUCAGAGUGAGUCGAUUGUUCGUUUUAUGUAUUAGCCUUGUGUUUGGUGUCAAAUACAUGGAAUUUCGUAUCAUUUUCUCACUCCAGUAGAGCAUAUAAGCAUCAAUACAUUUGAGAUUGACACCCGUCAGAUUCACUGCAUAAUGCUGUAGUUAAACCCAAGAAACCGGUGGAUUCCUCUCUACGUCAGACCAUUUCACGAAUGGGUUGGACAAUGUCUGUGACCGACCAGUAUUUUAAGUCCUGGUAAAAUUGUUGUGUGGUCCAUGUUGUACCUCUGGUCGUGCACAGUACGUAAUACAUGUUUGAAUUAUAGAUGUUGAUGUUGAGGCAGCGAGGGCUGAGGAAGAGAGGAUCAUGGAAGAAGACGCGCAGUCGUGGCUCAACAAGGGCCACAUAGAUGAAGUCAAAGACCCGAAAACAGGCGAGUGUCAAACAUUGGAGGUUUUGUAUAGUUACUUUGAACAAGGCCAGACUUAG
Messenger RNA from Paramuricea clavata, 5820 nucleotides. The record is from the annotation of a GenBank genome assembly. NCBI's taxonomy places the organism in Eukaryota, Metazoa, Cnidaria, Anthozoa, Malacalcyonacea, Plexauridae.